GUGCUUUUGCUCACUGCAGGCGCUCAGCUGUCAGGCACUCAGGCACUGCACUUCAGUUUGCGUUCAGCAGCUUUUCGCUUUUCGUAAAGCGGGGUCUUCGGCGCACCAAAGAGUGGGGCUCCAAAUUGGAUGGAUCCAAAAGAUUUUCAACCCCGCCAUCUUGGGCCACAUCGUCGUCGCUGCCUCUGCCUCUUGUCUCCUUCUCUCUCACCAGGCAUUCCUCACAUCAACAUCCAUCUCUCAUCACCACUUCUCAAUCCACAAAAUCCAGCAAAAUGGGCUUCACUGAUCUCCUCACCGAUGCCGGCCUUGCCGUGCUCAACAACUGGCUCCUCACCCGCUCUUACGUUACUGGCUACACUCCCUCCCAGGCUGAUGUUGCCGUCUUCAAGGCCCUGAAGGAGGCUCCCUCCGCCGAGAAGUACCCCAACGCUGCCCGCUGGUACAAGCACAUCGCCACCUACGACGAUGAGUUCGCCACCCUCUCCGGCGACUCCUCUGCCCCCUACACCAUCUACGGCCCUGAGGUCGCCGAGGUCACCCUGAACCCCGCCAAGGCCCCCGAGGCCGCCGCCGAGGAGGAGGAUGAGGAUGUCGACCUUUUCGGCUCCGACGAUGAGGAGGAGGACGCUGAGGCUGCCCGCAUCCGUGAGGAGCGCCUUGCUGCCUACCGCGAGAAGAAGGCUGCCAAGCCCAAGAUCGCUGCCAAGUCCAUCGUCACCAUGGAUGUCAAGCCCUGGGAUGAUGAGACCGACAUGGUCGCUCUUGAGGCUGCCGUCCGUGGCAUUGAGAAGGAUGGUCUCGUCUGGGGUGGUUCCAAGCUCGUCCCCGUCGGCUUCGGUAUCAAGAAGCUCCAGAUCAACCUCGUCAUUGAGGACGACAAGAUCUCCCUCGAUGAGCUCCAGGAGCAGAUCUCUGAGUUCGAGGACUACGUCCAGUCCACCGAUAUCGCUGCCAUGCAGAAGCUCUAAGCUUUUGUUGGGAGUUUGAUGCAGAGAUAUGAACAAAUUAUGAAUAUAAUGAUACCAGAUGUUGCCAUUUAAACAUCUGUUCAUAUCUGCUUUUGAGCCGUGCUUGUAUUGUGAUGUGACGCUUCUUACGAGGGAAACGGGACUACUAUACAGACUUCUUGGGCUAACAUAAACAGACCCGGUCAGGAUUGAGCUUCGUGACAUUGCUUUGGUACCAUUCACAUCAACGCAGAUCGCGAGCGUUAGAUUGUUAGAGUGACGGGUCAGUACCUG
This is a messenger RNA of Neurospora tetraspora, 1244 nucleotides long. Its product is annotated as elongation factor 1-beta. The coding region runs from base 276 to 971 and encodes 231 amino acids. The transcript is spliced from 4 exons. Gene Ontology annotation, molecular function: translation elongation factor activity; guanyl-nucleotide exchange factor activity. Gene Ontology annotation, cellular component: eukaryotic translation elongation factor 1 complex; cytosol. Lineage: Eukaryota; Fungi; Ascomycota; Sordariomycetes; Sordariales; Sordariaceae. The record is from RefSeq and is a predicted model, not a curated record. Gene Ontology annotation, biological process: translational elongation.